AGGACGACUGCUCUCCGGCUUGGGCUGGGCUCGAACCGAUUGAUCUCGUGUGCAACCAAGUCGAUCGAUGUGGCAUUUGGGGGGAAAGCUUUUGGAUUGCUCACGGCAGGAAUAACAUGCCCAUCAACCAGCCCUUGAUGGCCCGGGGAGGAACAAUUAUAGAAGCGCCAGUCCGCUCUCCCUUGCGGCCGUGCUAACGUGCAUCCCCCCAACCUCCCGCACCACCGCCCACCUCCUCUUCCUCGUUCCUUUUCUCCCGACCUCCCCUGCUGUCCGACCGUCAUUCCCCUCCGCGCCCUCCCUUUUCCCAUCAUUGCACCCUCUGCGGUCUCUUCCAGGAACUUGCAAAGAACAUCCAAGAUCUCCCAACAAAUCCAGUUUUUGCUUACACUUUGCCGUGCAAACGAAAGGUAGUCUUCAUACCUGUACCAGCGCGGACACAUCACAGGUCUGGGGCGUCGGUGCUUGUUUUGGGGUGCGCCCUCGUCGUUGGGUAUAGCUUGGCCCUUCGAGCAUGGCCAAAGCGACGCCCCGAGGCGGCGUGGUACACGACAUGUGCUUGCUGUCGAGAUUCCUGCGGGCCAACUAAACUGAACUAAAGUCCAAUCCUCCGCCCGCUCUGCCCUCAACCCCGCUCCUGCAUCAGUGCUCCACAGGCAGUCGACAACAGGCCUCCCGAUGCGCCGAACGUGCUGGUGGACGCCGUCUCCCUCGGCGGGCCAGCUGGAGGCAAGCAGAAGCCCUUGGUGAGGCAUGUGUUGGUCAAGGACCUCGCCAUGAUAGCGAAGCGCACGAAUUCGCCGCUGCCGAGGACAGGCGUUUUCGGUGACAGGGCGCCUGUGGGCCUCUACGCUCUCUUCGACGGACAGUCGUGCGCGGGGGAGCCCGGGCCCCUGGCCGCGGAAUUCUGCGCGCGCAACUUCCACGCGAAGUUGUUGGCGCGCCUGGCGAGGGUAGAGGAGGACUCUCCCGCAGAGGCCGAUGUGGAGAAGGCCCUCCGCGACACGUUCGAGGACCUCGACCACGAGCUCCAGACGUGCACGCCAGAGAUCAACGACGGUUGCGGCGCGGCCGUCGCAUUGUUGAUUGGCAGAUGGAUUUUCACUGCGGUCCUCGGACGCUGCAGCGCCGUGCUCUGCGAGGCGGACGGGCCGCGGCUCAUGCCGCUGGCCCUCGGGGGCAAGGGCGCGGCCGAGCCGUGGCCGGCCUGGGACGGCCGGAGCAAGGGCAGAGGGAAGGCUUCUGGCCUGCCCGUGCUGCAGAGGUCCCUGGGCGACCGCCCUGUCAGGGCCGCGCAGUCGGGCCGAGGGAGCGGCGCGUCGCUGCCAGACGUCAGGAGUACUGAGCUCCAGGGCCCUGGCAGCCACCCGUUCCUGCUGCUCGUGUCUUCCCCGAUCGCCGCGGUGUUCAGGCACCAGCAGUUGAUAGAGUCCGCGCCGGACUUCCAGGCACAGCCCCGAGCCGCCUGCGGCGAGAUUGCGUCGCGGGCCCUGGAGGCGCACGCGGGGGCCGCGGCCGCUUCAGCGCAGUGCACGGCCGUCCAGGUGUGCUUCCUGCCUGACCGAGCCGGUGCCAAGGACGACGGCAAGGGCGUGGAGGCGCAGCCUGCUGCCAAGAAGGCGAGAAGCGCCAAUGCGCCGGGGGGCAGCACCCAGAGCAUGAGGCUGCGGCACAUCUUGGUCACCUUUCAGGAGGCUGGCAAGGAGGCGCCGGCCGCGGACGGCCGAGGAGAGCAGCACAGACAACGCGCACGCCCGGACGCGGAGGCGCUCAUCCGCUCGAUUAUGAAGGCGAUGCGCGCGGCCAUCAGGGAACUCAAGAAGACUCCGAAGGACAGCAUGGAGCUCAUCAACCUCACCACGAAGAGGUUUUCCGAGCUGGCCAAGGAGCAUUCGGAGUGCGAGACUGCCAAGAAGGGAGGCGUGCAGUGCGGGGACCUGGGCUGGCUGAGCCCGGACGACCUCGCGAGCUUCGGCCCGGGCUUCAAAGAGGUGGUCACGGCCCUGGCCCCUGGCCAGCUGAGCGACAUUGCUGUCUCCGAGAGGGGCCUGCACUUCGUGCAGCGGGUCGCGUAGGGCCUCUCCGGCCGCCCCCGCCGACGCGCCGCUCCGCGCUCCCCUUCGGAGUAUCCUGUUCUUGCUGCUCGGUUUCUUCCCCCUCCUCCUGCGGGGCUGGCGGCCCAACGAGGUACCACGCGGGGCGCGGCCGCCCCCCGCCCUGCCACCCGCCCUGCACCGUUUGAUUCUCAGGGGGCACAAGUCCCCUGCGCGGGGCCCCCCGCUCGCUUCGGAGCCGGAGGACGCCCCGGGCAGGCCGGGGGUGUCCAGAGAGACGCUCGGAUCUGCAUACAAAUUCACUCGUAGAGGUCCCGUGAGUUUGGGCUCUGGUUCAGACCAGCCCCCGAAACGCUUUUCACUUUUUUCCCCCAGCCGCCCUACGGUCUCGGGUCCUCGCUUUAAAGAAACAGCGCCCCGCGUCUCCUCCUUCCUCUUCAUUCCGCCCUUCUUCUCUCCUCCCACCCUGCUUCCGUCC
Molecule: messenger RNA, 2532 nt
Organism: Prorocentrum cordatum
Lineage: Eukaryota; Dinophyceae; Prorocentrales; Prorocentraceae
Source: the annotation of a GenBank genome assembly